GCUGGCGAUGCGUGGCAGCGCACGCCGCUCAUGUGCAGCCUGACGAGCGAGCGACUCACCGACCCGGUGCGCCUCGCGGCGGCGAGCUCCUCGGCCGACGGCGCCGUCUUCGAGCGCAGCGCGGUACUCUCUCGCAUCAAGAUGGGCCUCGGCCGCUUCGCCGACGUGACGCCCGAGCAGCUCGUCACAUGCCGCCGCACGGCUGCGCUGCUGCUCAGCCACCCGCGCGGUUUGGCAGCGCUCACGUGGACCGACGGCGGCAAGCCGCGCCGCAACCCGUCGCUCUUUGAGUGGGACUGGGGGAGGCUCGCGUCGACGGCCGCCGACGCGAGCUUCCUCAACCUGUGCGGCGAGCGCCCCGGCAGCGUGCUCCGACUGGUGCCGACUCUCGAGCUGGCGCGCGCGAGCACGCCGUGCUUGACGCGGCAGGCGCAGGGCCUUGUCUCCGUGCUCGUCGGCCGCGGUAAGGACGUGGCGCGAUCGGCCCCAAGAGCUGCGCGCGGUCUGCGUGCGCGACGUCCGCCGCCUGACAGUGCUUGCGCGCUUGAGCGAGCUGUGGGAGCGAGCCAUGGUAUCACUCGUUGGGCCUGCGUAGCCACAAGUGAUGCGGUUGACCUGGUGAGGCACCCGGGUGCUCGACGAGCCGUGCAUCGCGAUCUCGUCGGAGCCGUCCAAGUUGGAUGUGGUCCCAUCUGCUGUAAAAAAGGGUUUAUAAGUCAGGAGAUGAUCCUAGCUAGUCGCUUCUUGCUCCCCUGAAUCUCCAAUGGUGCUUCUUCGGGCCCACAGUCAGCUGUGAACAGCGAACUUGUUCACAGGUGUUCUAAUUUUGGUUGAUUUUGAGCGU
Molecule: messenger RNA, 844 nt
Organism: Emiliania huxleyi CCMP1516
Lineage: Eukaryota; Haptophyta; Isochrysidales; Noelaerhabdaceae
Exons: 1
Coding region: 31-756 (241 amino acids)
Source: RefSeq, a predicted model, not a curated record